UCACCAAUUACAUAUGUAUGUUUGUAUAUUUUCCAUGAUCUUCUGAUUAUUCAAAAAUACCUACUUUCAUAUCAAAGCACCUCUAUCCUAUAUUCCACGGUUAAAACGAAAUUGUCUAAUUCUAUUUUUCCUUUUUAUUUGCAGAUCGAAUUGGAGAAUCUCAAUAGUGCAACAGAUGAGAUUAAUAAACUCGAAAUUGAAUUAGAGGAAGCAAAUUCAACCUUCCGCAUAUUGUUAAAUGAAUCUACAAGACGCCUGAAAUUAUCAUCAAAAAAAUUAGGUAGCUGUAUUGAGAAGGCUCGUCCCUACUAUGAAGCGUUGGAGAAAGCGCGAGAAGCGCAAAUUGAGUGCCAGAAGGCAGCUGUGAAAUUUCAACGCGCCAAUGAAAUUCACACCGCUGCCAAGGAGACUGUAGCCUUAGCUGAAGAACGCUUCAUGUCCAAUUCACAUGAGUGGCAAUUCGACAAUGCUUGGCAGGAAAUGUUGAAUCAUGCCACACAAAAGGUGAUGGACGCGGAAAAACAAAAGGCCGAAUGCCAUGCGGAACACCAACGUCGCACUAAAAUCUUCAAUACAGCUGAGCAAAAGGUCCAGCAGUUGGAGGAGCGCUUUCGUCGUAGCAUUACAAAAUCGCGCCCUUACUUUGAGGAGAAGCAAAUCUGCCAAGACCAGCUGCAAACUCAAAAGAACCGCAUUCAAGAAUUGCAACAGCAAGUACAAUCGGCAAAGAACACCUAUUCUACAGCGCUACGCAACCUGGAACGCAUCAGCGACGAUAUUCAUCGCCAACGUGGCGAUUUUCCGCAAAUGGGCGCACCACCACCAGGGCCGCGUGAACCUGGUGUCGGUGCCGAACUGAAUUCGCCUACAACGACCACUCUACCGCCGUUACCCGACUUCCAACUAGAGUUGGAGAAGUGUGAUUACCCUUCGAUUGCGGGCAGUCAGAUCUCGCUGAGUGGCAAUUCGCAUCGUUCCAGCGAUUUAGCUAGCGUCAGCACACAACCUGCCUCCAUCGGUCACAGCGCUGGCGACGAAUCCGAAACCGAAGAAUGUGAAGCCGACUAUGCGGAUAGCGGCGAAUUGCGUGGAGUUGUUGAUGAACGUGAUCUCGAAGAGCUACGUCAGAAAGUUAAAAUACUGGCAGUGCGUCCCAUCGAGGGCGGCGAUGGUGAGCAACAGCGCAAUGAUAUGUGGGAGCAUGAGUUGACCGCUACUGUUGACAAGCUGGAUCAAUUAAUGCUAAUGAAUGAAUGCGCGCUAAAGCAACAGAAACAAUUAAAAGUAAAACAUCAGCUACAACAACAACAGCAGCAACAAGAUCGCCCUGUGAUUGGCGCUGGUGUACGCCCCGUUUCGUUGGGCGCCGAAGCACCAGCACAAAUGUAUGACAUUGUACACGCUAAGCCGGUAGCGGUUGUUGAGGAAAUCGACGAAGACGACGUUGACGUCAUUAUGGUGGCGGGCAAGGCUGGACCGCUCGUACAAAUCACACACGCCAAACAGUCGCUCCAGCAGCUGAAAGCCGAUGCCGGUGUAGUCAGUUAUCCAGCCACACCCGAACAUGCUGUGCAACCUGUAAAAAAGUUGCAACAGAAAUUGGGGCCCUUGCCAACAGUGAAUGUUUCGAUGCGCGAAUUGCCGCUGCUAGCGCGACUCUCCAACGAAAUCCUAGAUCGUGCAGCAAUCUAUAAUAAAGGCCGUCAGCUGCGACGACGUUCGUUAGACUAAAAGGGGGUGUGUGUUUGUGCCAGUUGCAGUGGCCACCUGAAGUGGGUUAAUUUAAGGGAGCAUUAAUUAGCGUUAAGCGGGGAGAGUACUAUUUAUAUGUGAAUAUGAACUACUGAAGGGGUGGAAAAAAAGAGGGUUAAAAUACUUUACAACUAGGUACACAGCAUACAAGCCACUAAUUUUAAACAUACAUACAUAUAUAUUUGUGGAAUAUUUAUUUUGUGCAUAGAGAAAAGGUUAAAAAUUUGCAAUGAAUAUAUUUGCAGUCAAAAUUGUUUACCAUGUAAAAGUGAACAUGUUUGAAAAAUCGAAUGUAAUAUUUAUUUGAGAAAUUGUAAACGUAAAUAAUGAUUGUAUUACUAAUUGCUAUUAUAUGUAAAUAGGCAAAUCAUUAAAGUGAAGAAAAAGUGCAAAUCUCCAACUACACAUAAUGAAAAUUAAAUGGAAAUAAAUCUGAAAUUGCUCUGUCAAAGAAAAGGCACCUUUCAAUUUGAAUGAAGAUCACAGCUACGCUUAAAGUUCAGAACGAUGCAUACAUAUGUAACAACUCGACUUGAGCUUUGGAUUGCUUGAUAAUUUUUAAGAAAAUUGUUUUAAGUGGUAGGUAAGCAAGUUCUCUCAAAAUUAAUGUUAAAAGUGCAGCAGCCUGCAAAAUGGGCUUAAAUAUCGGAGUAGCAAUUAAUUUUAGGUUGUGUAUUGCAAAAAAAAAAUGGAAAUAAAUUUAACUUACUUGGCGUA
Molecule: messenger RNA, 2469 nt
Organism: Rhagoletis pomonella (apple maggot)
Lineage: Eukaryota; Metazoa; Arthropoda; Insecta; Diptera; Tephritidae
Gene: pcs
Product: SH3 domain-binding protein 5 homolog
Exons: 4
Biological process (GO): intracellular signal transduction; negative regulation of protein tyrosine kinase activity
Cellular component (GO): cytoplasm
Molecular function (GO): protein kinase inhibitor activity
Source: RefSeq, a predicted model, not a curated record